Molecule: messenger RNA, 255 nt
Organism: Ostertagia ostertagi
Lineage: Eukaryota; Metazoa; Nematoda; Chromadorea; Rhabditida; Trichostrongylidae
Source: the annotation of a GenBank genome assembly
AUGCGGACGAUAUCAGGCGGGCCAAAUGUUGUCAAGUUCAUAGCCGCGUAUCGCGAAUUAGAUCGAGUGUUUGUAGUAAUGAAUUAUUUCCCUCAUGAUGAUAUUUUCAGCCUUAUUCACAAAAUUCCACUCGAAGAAGCCCUUGAAUAUAUGCGCAAUCUUUUCAUAGCCCUGCAUCAUAUUCAUCGUUAUCGAGUGAUUCAUCGAGACAUCAAACCAGCCAACUUUCUGUACAAUCGAGCAGAACGAAGGUCG